GAUGUGAAGAGAGUAAUACCUUACUGUAUCUUUUGAAAGGUCCUUGGAGUGAGUUUUCUAAUCUUCCAAGAACAGCCUUUGCUUAGCAAAUAACCUCAUAGUGUCGACAUGGGCUGCCAAGAAGAACUCUUGAUACAGAAAGUCUGCGACUUGUAUCAUCAAAUCUCAAGCCUUGAGAGUCUCAAACCUUCCAAAGAUGUCGACAUGCUUUUCACAAACCUUGUUCUCACGUGCAUGCCACCGAACCCUAUUGAUGUUAACAAGCUUUGCAAGAAAAUCCAAGAAAUGAGGUCCAAGCUCAUUAGAUUAUGUGGAGAAGCUGAAGGUCAUUUAGAGACUCAUUUUUCCACAAUCUUAGGUUCCUUUGAUAACCCUCUUGACCAUCUGAAUAUAUUUCCUUACUAUUCAAACUACCUCAAGCUUAGCCACCUCGAGUUCACUAUCCUCAGGCAGCAUUACCCUCAUGCUCCUAGCCAAAUUGCCUUUGUGGGUUCUGGCCCUCUGCCCCUCACUUCGAUUGUGCUAGCCUCCAACCACCUUACCACAACCUCUUUCCAUAACUUUGAUAUUGACCCAUCAGCCAAUCUUAAUGCGCUUCGCUUGGUCUCCUCCCAUCCUGACCUGUCCAAGCGAAUGUUCUUUCACACAACUGAUAUAAUGAAUGUCGAAAAUGGAUUGCAAGAGUUUGAUGUGGUUUUCUUGGCAGCUCUAGUUGGAAUGGACAAGGAGGAGAAGAUUAGGGUCAUUGAUCAUUUGGCCAAGUACAUGGCUCCUGGAGCUAUUUUAAUGCUAAGGAGUGCUCAUGGUGCUAGGGCUUUUCUCUACCCAGUGGUCGAUCCUUGUGAUCUCCGAGGGUUCGAGGUUCUUUCUGUGUUUCAUCCUACUGAUGAGGUGAUCAACUCAGUUGUCAUCGCACAGAAACAUCAGCUUCCUAUACAGUCAAUUGAUCAGCAAGUUUUUGUCCCCAAUAACAUAAUACUGCCAAGCAAGUGCUCUGAGAUCCAAGCCUUCAAUCCCCUCAACCAUGGAAACAUGAUUGAGGAAUUGGCCAUUGAGGACCAACUCUCAUAAACUCAUUCUCUUUCCCCUUCUCUUUCUCUCUUCCCCUUGAUACGGUCUCUUAGAUCAUCCGCAUGGAAAUUGGAUCUUCAAAUUGCAUCUUGUAUGUUAAUGAUGAAUGUCUAACAUAUCAUCUGCUAUUUUAUUACAUAAACAAACUAUCAUCUAUAGAUUGUAAUUUUCUCCCAAUUCGUGUCUUUACUAUAUUUAAUUUUCGAUGAAUAAACAUCUCCAUCUCAGGCAGAUGUGUUUAAAAAAAAAAAUCUUCUAAUUUGUUUGUGCAGUGGAAUAUUAUGUUUCUAUUAAUUUUACUUUCUUCAA
Molecule: messenger RNA, 1380 nt
Organism: Ricinus communis (castor bean)
Lineage: Eukaryota; Viridiplantae; Streptophyta; Magnoliopsida; Malpighiales; Euphorbiaceae
Product: nicotianamine synthase
Exons: 1
Coding region: 109-1071 (320 amino acids)
Biological process (GO): nicotianamine biosynthetic process
Molecular function (GO): nicotianamine synthase activity
Source: RefSeq, a predicted model, not a curated record